Molecule: messenger RNA, 1863 nt
Organism: Benincasa hispida (wax gourd)
Lineage: Eukaryota; Viridiplantae; Streptophyta; Magnoliopsida; Cucurbitales; Cucurbitaceae
Source: RefSeq, a predicted model, not a curated record
AUGGUGAAGAAGAUGGAAGCAAGAUUAUCAGCUGUGGAAGAACAGCUCACCUUACUACAAGUAGGAAUGGAAAAUAGGAUGGAUCAACGGUUUAGGGAGAUGCAACAAAUCACUGAGAGCAUGAUGAUAGCAAAGAUCGAAGCCUUGGGAGAAACUCUGGAGCAGAAAAUGAUCCGUCCGCUGGAAGUAUGGUCGAAGAAAUUGGAAAUACUCAAGGAAGGGGAAUCAGGAUCAUCGGAGAAAACAGUGAUGGACAGAGGGAAACAGCCGGCGAGGGAGGAUGUUGGCGAGAGAAGAGAAGUGUUGUUGUUCGACAUGAGGUUGCGAAAACUGGAAAUUCCGAUAUUCAAAGGGGAAAUAGGAGAAGAUCCGAUGGGUUGGUUUCACAGAGUAGAAAGGUAUUUCGUAGUUAAUCGUUUAUCGGAGAAGGAUAAAAUCGAAGCUGCGAUUCUGUGUUUGGAAGGUGAAGCAUUGGAAUGGCAUCAAUGGGAGGAAGAGAGAACACCGAUGAAUACCUGGGCAAAGUUUAAGGCGCAUCUCCUGCUGCGCUUCCUACCGAUCAAAGAAGAAGAUCGGAGAGCCCAGUUCCUUACUCUGAAGCAGGACGGCAGCGUUCGUGCAUACCGGCGGCGAUUCGAGCAGCUUUUGGGAUCGUUGAAGGACCUUUCAGACGAAAUAUUGGAAAGUAAGUUUGUUCGUGGGCUAAAGAAUGAUAUCCAAAUCGAGAUGAGAAUGUUUAAGUUAAUUGGGUUGAAGGAGAAGAUGAGGAUGGCUCAAAUCAUUGAAGACAUGGAGGAAGCCCGAAGGAAGAAAUGGGGCGGAGGCACCCCAAAUCCAUCGAAGUCUACGGGGGCGUCUUCGAACUCGGGGCUCAAUACAACCACGGGUCAACUCGGCCCCACCCCGAACCAAAACACACAGUCGAUCGCCCGAACAAUUUCUCUCAACCCAACCCACGCGGGAGGUACGCCUUCUAACUCAGUCACACUAAAAGACGUAAAUGGUAGAUCAUUCACGAUCGGUGCGUUCAAACGGCUGUCUGACAACAAAAUGCAGAAUCGAAGGGACAAGGGGCUAUGCUAUCAAUGUGAAGAAAAAUAUACGCCGGGGCACCGAUGCAAAAGAAAGGAAUUGAGUAUCCUGCUGUACCACAAUGAGGAAGAAGGAACAGAAAAAGCAGAAGAGUCAAGCAAAGUUGAAGCUCCAGCGACCACUACGCUGGAAUCGAUGGUGAUGAAGACUACCGAUCACGAGGCAGCAGAACUCUCUCUCAACUCGCUGGCGAGAAUUGACUCGCCCCGAACAAUUAAGGUCAGAGGAGCUAUCGGGGACAAGGAUGUGGUCGUUCUUAUCGACAGCGGAGCAUCCCACAAUUUCAUCGAUAAAGAGCUGGUGUCGUCCCUGAAAUUACCACAGAUGCCCACGACAAGCUACGGGAUCAUGUUGGGGAUAGGAACUUCAGUGAGGACGACGGGUGUCUGUAAAGGGGUAAUUCUUAAUCUCUCUAAUCUCACUAUUAUCAAUGACUUAUUCCCUUUACCUCUGGGCAACAUUGAUGUGGUGUUGGGAGUACAAUGGCUAAUGACUUUAGGACGGGUUGAAUGUGAUUGGGGAACGUCGGAGAUGGAGUUUCAAAUCGGAGAUUGGCAAGUGCACUUGAAAGGGAACCGCAAUCUGAUGAAAGCCCAAAUCUCGCUGAAAUCGAUGAUGAAACUGGUCAGAGAAGAGGGCCAAGGUAUAUUACUCGAGUUGAGUUCUCUUUUAACCACUGAGAGGGAAGAUGGAGGCCGACCAAAAAUCCAAGAAAUUCUAAGAAAGUACCACUCAGUCUUUCAAGCAGUAGAGAGGCUACCUCCAGUGUGA